Cladocopium goreaui is the source of this 220-nucleotide messenger RNA. Lineage: Eukaryota; Dinophyceae; Suessiales; Symbiodiniaceae. The record is from the annotation of a GenBank genome assembly.
GAACUUGUGCAAAUGGUGCGAGAAGGUCAUGCGCCAGCAAGACUGUCGUCGCUACUUAGAGCUCACGGAGGAACAGCGGCAGAAGAUUGCUGAGUUGUCAGCCCAAGCCCGGUCCAAUUGUGACGAGCACCAUGAGGACAUUUUGCGGCAGAAGCGCUUCGCAGAAGCUGUUGCCGAAGCUGUGAUCAAACGGAUGCGCAACGCUGCAGAUGCCGAUUAA